This is a messenger RNA of Spodoptera litura, 1947 nucleotides long. RefSeq names its product golgi SNAP receptor complex member 2 (gene Membrin). The record is from RefSeq and is a predicted model, not a curated record. Gene Ontology annotation, cellular component: ER to Golgi transport vesicle membrane; SNARE complex; late endosome membrane. Gene Ontology annotation, biological process: vesicle fusion; vesicle-mediated transport. Lineage: Eukaryota; Metazoa; Arthropoda; Insecta; Lepidoptera; Noctuidae. Gene Ontology annotation, molecular function: SNARE binding; SNAP receptor activity.
UCACAUCCUUAUUGAAUUGUAAUCUAGGUUUUGUGAAACAUAUUAUUCGUAAUAAAUUAUUUAAUAAUUACAUUGUGCUGAUAUAUUGAACAUACUAAUAUUGAAAAAUGGAGACUUUGUAUCAUCAGACUAAUCAUCUAAUACAGGAAACAUCAGAACUUUUCCAGAAGUUAGAAAGAGAUCCGACAAACUAUGAGAGCAUAGAAAACGCAAUUCAGUCAAAAAUUAAUGCAAUUAGUGUGAACUGCGAGAGGUUGGAUAUAUACGUUUUCAAAACACCAAUCAACCAGAGGCCUAUAGCAAAAAUGAGGGUUGACCAACUGAAAUAUGACAACAAACACAUUCAGGCAUCUCUAAAUGCAGCUCAGAAUAAGAGGAUAAAGCGUGAACAGGAGCUAAGAGAUAGAGAACAACUGUUAAGUCGGAGGUUUGGACAUGAUCACACUGCCAUAAAUGUGGACUACUUGGCGCAGGAGCAGUUGUCAUUGCAGAACUCACAUAGAAAUGUUGAUGAAAUGCUACAUACAGGUUCAAACAUAUUGGAGACGCUAAAGUACAACCGUGAAACAAUAAAAGGUGCUCAUAGAAGACUAAUAGACUUAGCCAAUACUCUAGGCUUAUCGAAUGCAACUAUAUCUCUGAUAGAGAGGAGGGUGUCUCAAGACAAAUACGUCUUGUUUGGCGGCAUGUUCGUCACUUUGACUAUCAUCGUGCUUGUGAUAAUAUAUCUGACAUAGUUUAAACUUUAAUGAGGGAUGCAGACCUCUGUUCUCGUUGACAAUACAAAUAUUAGACGAUAAAGACAAAAAUAUAAUAUAUUGUAAUCUAUCUUGUUUUCUUAUGUACGGUGUUCUCAUGGUCACAAAAAGAAUUGCCGUAAUGUGUACCUUCGCGGUGAAGUGGACAAAUGGACACUUGAAGCGUAAUUGGGACAGACCCUUCUCCCUCUAAUUGACACAGUAUCAUGGCCUAUUGUAUCCCAAUGUCUAGUAAAGUGUAGUGCUGGUGCAAUAUCUUCUAACAUAACCUGCCUAAUCAUUUCAUAAUAAUUGAUGAUGUUUUCAUCUUACAAGGUCAUUUUAUGCCGAUUUUGCUCUCGUAAUCUGUGAGCCAAUAUGCAAGGCGAGUACUGCUAGACUUAGUUUCAAGUAAACUGUAACUAUGAACGAUCUUUCAAGCAAUAAUAAUGUCUAAGUAAAGAUUGCGAUAUCUGUAUUUCAAUACACUUACAAAAUAACCGGAGAAAGUAACCGAACGCUUCAAUGAAACUCAUAAUGAAAUUGCCAUGUGUAAUUGAAAAUGAAUAUUUUUGCCGUUAACUGAAUAAUAUCAAAUUAUAAUUAAAUAGUUUCUUGAAACAGUAAGAGCAGUAUAGGCUGUCUGAUUAGGUCAGGUCGGUACAACAAACGGUUACAUAAAGGUUUGCAAAACCUUGCGAUUGCUCGAAUGGGGCUUCAAAAUACGAGUUUUUGCGACGAUCAAAACACCACAAUUUAUAGCUUUAAUAAUAUUAACCCGAAUUUUGGUACCCGUUACUUAAAAUAAUAUUGCGUCAGUAGUCCACUAGACCGACAUUAAAAAAAUUGAAUAGUAUUCUUGAUAAAACAAGUAAUGGUUUUUUGGUUCUUAAACUGGUUGUGUUAUCUACAGUUAUUUUUUUUAAGUAAUAUUUAUCUAAACUAAUCCGUCUCUAAUAAACUUGGUUUAUCUGCAACUUCAUACACCAUCUCAUACCUUUUAAAAAUUUAAAGUAGAAUAUAAAUAUCGUUGUAUAUAAAUAUUUUUGUUAUUUAUUUAAUGUAACAUUCCUUUCUUUCAUUUCUAUUAUGCACGUGUUUGUGAGCGUACACUUGUAUUUAAUUCGAGAUAUAUCCAGCUUACCUGUUUGUGUAAUAUUGUAAUAAUGUUAAUAGUUAAGUGAUAUUCUAUUAAAUUUUCUAUUUUCCA